AUGACGACGAUAAAGAGCUUUAAAUCGACGGAUAUUCUGAAUUUCAAUAAAAUAAACCUCGAUUACUGGACAGAGACGUAUUCCAUCUCGUUCUACCAGCAAUACCUCAUCAAUUGGCCUGAUAUCUGCAUCAGCCUCACGCACCCUGAUUCCUCCUUGAUGGGUUAUUUGUUCGGUAAAAUUGAAGGGCGGGGCUUGGACCACCACGGCCACGUUACCGCUCUCUCUAUAUCCCCCACUCAUCGCAAGAUUGGUCUCGCCAGCGAGCUUAUGAAAGCAUGCGAGCACCUCUCUGCUACGCUCUCGCCCACCUACUUUGUCGACCUCUUCGUACGCCUCACCAACUCCAAUGCCAUCCAUAUGUAUACAAAACUCGGCUACUCCGUCUUCAGGCGCGUCGUUGGCUACUACGGCGACCACGAAGAUGCAUACGACAUGCGCAAGUCUCUACCGCGCGAUGUCGAUGGCGUGACGGUGAGGAGUGAUGGCCAUCUACACCGCUGUGCACCCGAGGACACUGUAUUCGAUUAA
Wallemia ichthyophaga EXF-994 is the source of this 531-nucleotide messenger RNA. RefSeq names its product N-alpha-acetyltransferase 20. NCBI's taxonomy places the organism in Eukaryota, Fungi, Basidiomycota, Wallemiomycetes, Wallemiales, Wallemiaceae. The transcript has a single exon. Gene Ontology annotation, molecular function: protein-N-terminal amino-acid acetyltransferase activity. The record is from RefSeq and is a predicted model, not a curated record. Gene Ontology annotation, biological process: N-terminal peptidyl-methionine acetylation. Gene Ontology annotation, cellular component: NatB complex. Bases 1 to 531 code for a protein of 176 amino acids.